AUGCGCCACGUCCACGCGCAGGCCGUCGGCGCCUUCGACGCGCCGCCGCCGCCGCCGCCGUGCGCGCGCAGCUGCGACACCCUGGCCGGCCACGACGACUUCGACGACGACGACGAGGAGGUGGCGGCCGCCACGGCGGCGGCGGAGAAGGCCGAGAAGUCUGAGAAGGCCGACAAGGAGGAGCACGUGGGGUUGUUCAAGAGGGCCAUCAGCGCGCCCACCAUCCCGCGAGUGUUGGUGCUGCGCCGCCGCAAGGACUCGGACGAGGCGAGCUCCGCCAGCUACAGCACCUGGGGCCGCGGCAGCCGCGCCAGCAUGGCCAGGCCGGGCUCGGCCCUGCGCCGCAGCAAGUACAUGCCGGAGGGGCAGAAUGGCUUCGAGGAGCUGCGGAGGUACAUCAAGCAGGGCGGAGACUUCUGCAAGGACCUCACCAGCAUUCUCCAAGAAAGGGCGGAGGCUGAGCAGGUCUAUGCAAAAAGUUUGGCAAAACUGUCCUCAAAACUACUCAAGGCCAGCAAGGAUUCUGUUGGCUCUGUCGGCCAAGCAUGGCAAAGGAUAGGAACUGAAAUGGAAUGCCAGGGCGAAAUUCACAGGACAUUCGCUGUAGCUCUAAGUGAAGAAGUAGUCAAACCACUGAAGCAGCUAGUAGACUCCCAGCACAGGAUAAGGAAAUCAGUGGAGUCUUCAGUUGACAAAACAGCCAAAAGCCUCUCAGAAUGGCGACAAGCAGAGGCCAAGAGUAAGAAGACAUCAUUUAUGUGUGCUCGAGAUAACGAAAAGCUGCAAGACGCAAUGGUAGAGGGACGACAGUCAACCCGAGGUUCAUCUCUACACUUACAUCAUGCAGUGCACAACAAAAUGUCAGAGAAAGAUGUGGCAAAGCUUGAAACAAAAAGGCGUAAAGCAGAAGAUUCUGUGAAGAAAGCUGAUGUGGAAUAUUACACAUUUUGUAUUCGAGCAGAAAGAGCCAGACUUGAGUGGGAGACAGCUGUUUUGAGAGGAAGCUACUGCCUGCAAGCCAUUGAGGAGGAAAGGCUUCAAAACUUAAAAGAACUGGGCUCUAUGUACUUGAGACACUUGAAAGAAAUGGGACCAAAGAUGGUGCAGAGUACAGAUAGGUUGAAUGAGCCAGUGCAAAACUGUGAUGUGGCCACAGACAUUCAAACGGUAGUUUCUUUAAAGGGCACAGGGCAGCCCCCAUCAGAGCAGCUACUGCCGGAUUUCUAUGCUGAACAUGUUACCUUGGGUAUGAAUAGAGAUAGGCGCAAACAGGCACUUGUCAAAGUUAUGCAGUUAAUCAAACAAGAUUUGGAAAGGGAGCGACGAAGUAAGCAAGGAGUUGAAAACCUGGCAAGAGCUCUUCAGCAGACGCCAAACUUUGGAGCAGAGGAUUCACAACAAAAUGUCACAGAAAAACUGCAUCAUAUGCGGGCGAUGUUGACUUAUUUGGAGGCAGCAAGAUACAAAGUCCAAAGCGUGCUGGCUGAGUUGGAAGGAAGACCAAACCAAGCCCACCCUUUGUCUUCACAUAUUAUAGUUCAUCGAGAUAGGCAAGGACUUCAACAAAGCAUACUGAAGGUGCCUCCCUGGGUGCGAAAGGACUCUUUAGAUCAGAUGAAUGGAGACUCUCCAGAUUGGAUGGACAGAGGAGCUGCUGAUGGCAAUUCUGUUCAACCUGACAGUGACUUUGAUGAAUUUUCUAGCCAAGGAAGUGAAAAAGACUUUAAUGGUAGCUUAAUUAUUUCGGAAUGUGCGAGUACAACACAAGCAAGCAACAAUCCCAGUGUGGGUACAUGCCGUGCCCUGUAUCAGUAUGCAGCAAAUCUUUAUGAUGAAUUAAAUUUAAAUCCAGGAGAUGUCAUCAACAUUCACGACAAGCAGGAUGAUGGCUGGUGGCUUGGGGAGCUCAAUGGCACUGUUGGCAUUUUCCCUGCCACCUAUGUUGAAGAAAUUAAAUGAAAUGUAAGAAAGGAGGAAACUACCUUCAAUUUCACUCCUCACACAUAGUCAAAUUUUUUGUGUAAAGAUGAAAUUAAAAUGUAAAAUGUUUUCCAAAGGCACUGUGAACAUACUGUAUAUUUUGUUUGAAUAGGCCUGUAUCAACUGUUUCCAGAAGCAAAAUCAAAGUUAUGGAAUGAAAGCGAUUGAAAGUUGGUGUGCAUUUCCAUCUUACCGUAAUCGUAAUUGAUGUAACCUUCCAUACUUAUGUCCUUACUUCUGACUAGAAAGUUUUAUCUGUUGAAUGCCUAAAUUAAUGUUAGUCAUAUGCGUUUGUCUAUUGUGAUACUUAAGCUUUGACAAAAAGUAGGAUUUAAUGAAUAAAAAAUACCCUACUAAUGAAUUUAUGUGUAUUACUUUGAAAAAGUAUCCAUUGUUAAAAAUAAAUCUAGUGAAAUCAUUUGUACAUUUCAUGCUCAAUACUAAAAAAAAAAAAAAAUAUUUUUGGUAGGAAUCUCAUUGAAUGAAAGAAAGAGAAAUGUGCACAGGGAACACCUUGGUCAACCUAUUCUGUA
Molecule: messenger RNA, 2513 nt
Organism: Thrips palmi
Lineage: Eukaryota; Metazoa; Arthropoda; Insecta; Thysanoptera; Thripidae
Gene: Nost
Product: nostrin
Exons: 13
Coding region: 1-1959 (652 amino acids)
Cellular component (GO): plasma membrane; cytoplasm
Molecular function (GO): protein binding
Source: RefSeq, a predicted model, not a curated record